This is a messenger RNA of Phycodurus eques (leafy seadragon), 5066 nucleotides long. It is a transcript of the gene selenoi, whose product is annotated as selenoprotein I. Gene Ontology annotation, molecular function: ethanolaminephosphotransferase activity. Gene Ontology annotation, cellular component: Golgi apparatus; endoplasmic reticulum membrane. Gene Ontology annotation, biological process: phosphatidylethanolamine biosynthetic process. The record is from RefSeq and is a predicted model, not a curated record. Lineage: Eukaryota; Metazoa; Chordata; Actinopteri; Syngnathiformes; Syngnathidae. The transcript has 10 exons. The coding region runs from base 169 to 1329 and encodes 386 amino acids.
CCCGCCCAGGCCGAGAGUGUUCCGAUCUCACGUCAGCCGGCGUGACCGACGGCGGCUCCUCUCUAUGAUCACUCGGCCGCUAAACCUAAACCCCGAACGUUCGGCCGGCACAAGGAGGAGUUUAAUCGUCAUUUGUUGCAUCGCGUCGCGACGGCGGACUGCUCCACUAUGGCUCUUCUGUACGAGUACGUCACGCAGGAGCAACUCGCAGGCUUCGACAAAUACAAGUACAGCGCCGUGGACUCCAAUCCUUUGUCCGUCUACGUCAUGCACCCUUUCUGGAACUUUGUGGUGAAGUUUCUACCAAAGUGGUUGGCCCCGAACCUCAUCACGUUCACCGGCUUCAUGUUCCUGGUGGUCACUUUCCUUAUGUUGGCCUUCUUCGACUUUGACUUCAACGCCUCAGACGCCAAACAUCAGCACGUGCCUAGCUGGGUGUGGGUGAUGGCGGGGAUCUUCAACUUCCUGGCCUACACACUCGACGGCGUGGACGGCAAGCAGGCUCGUCGCACCAACUCCUCCACGCCACUCGGGGAGCUGUUUGACCACGGGCUGGACAGCUGGGCCUGCAUUUUCUUCGUGGCCACCGUCUACUCCAUAUUUGGGCGCGGCCCCAGCGGUGUGGGCGUUGCCACCCUUUACUACAUCCUCUGGGUGGUGCUGUUCUCCUUCAUCCUGUCGCACUGGGAGAAGUACAACACAGGGGUGCUCUUCCUGCCGUGGGGCUACGACAUCAGCCAAGUGACCAUCUCUCUGGUCUACGUGGUGACGGCGGUAGUGGGCGUGGAGACCUGGUACCAGCCCGUCCUCUUCCACUUCCUCUACAGAGACCUUUUCAGCUUCAUGAUUGUUGCUUGUUCCUUCACUGUGACGUUACCCAUGAGCCUCUACAAUGUCCUCAGGGCGUACCGCAGCAACUCGCUGAAGCACGCCAGCUUGUACGAGGCCCUCCUGCCCUUCCUGUCGCCCGUGCUCCUCUUCAUCCUGUCCACCACUUGGGUGCUCUUUUCUCCGUCCAACAUCCUGGAGCUGCAGCCCAGGCUCUACUACCUCAUGGUGGGCACGGCCUUCGCCAACGUCACGUGCAAACUGAUCGUGUGUCAAAUGAGCAACACGCGUUGCCAGGCGCUGAGCUGGCUGCUGCUGCCGAUGGCCGGCGUGGUGACGCUGGCCGUGUCGGGCCUGGCGCCCGACGAGACUCUGCUGCUGCACGUGUGGACGGCCGCCGUCGUACUGGCGCACAUACACUACGGCGUGUCGGUGGUGCAACAGCUCAGCAGCCACUUUGGCAUCCUGGCUUUCUCGUUGAAGAAGCCCAGCAGCGAUUGACAGGAGGACGAACGAAUCGGCUUGAAAGGAGCAGAGGUCUAGACUCCCCCCCUUUCCUCUCUGCUCAGCAACAUGUCACGCUCAUCACCGCGGUAACCGUAUCCUCUCCAUCCAGCGAGGACCGCCCCAAAACACAUAUACACACACACAGCCACUCAACUUUUUGUGUGCGUGCGUGUGUGUGUGUGCGCGUGUGUGUGUGUGUGUGUGUGUGUGUGUGUGUGUGUGUGAGUGGGGGACUCGAGGGCCUCCAGCUUACCUCAUUGGAGGAUUGAUGCAGUGUUCAGCCAAUGGCCACCAAAGUGUUUCCUAAGGAAAUGUGUUCCAUUUAAGGGCUGGAGAGCCAAUUCACACACACACACACACACUCACACACAUACACUGUCUGCUUUCAGGCAGACACACAUUAUUACGAUAUUAUGAAUGUAUAAUAAUAUUAAUAAUAAGCCUUGAUGAAACCGCCACAUUUUCAAUGGCAUUCUCAGAACAUGAAAGUUUUAUUUAACCUCUUUGGAAAAUUCAUCAAUAAUUUUAAAACGAUCAUUAUUAAUUUUGUGCGGUGGGUUUUUGGAGGUAGACCAGACUAAUGGAUCCUUUACGGCGGACAAGGUCGAAUCCACUUUACGCUAAUGGUGAUCGGACGCGGGUGAUACAGGGAAGUGUCGUGUCUUUCACGCCGAUUUGUUCUUGUUCUUUUCGUCAUUAUUGUCGUUGGGUCGCCAUGGCGACGGUGGCCGCUUGAAUGAAGAGUGCGUCCCAAACGCCGAUCGACGGCGCGGAAGCACUCUGAGGGGAGCGACCCCACGCCGCCUGGUUUCUUAUUUUUUUUAUUUUUAAUUUUUUUUAUUUUAUCAUUUAAAACAAAACCUUUUCUAAAAACUCGUCUCGGUUUUGCGAGCGAUCGUGCGCCUCCUCCCGGUCAGGAUGUUGUCUGCGUCUGUGGAGUCUGCAGAUCAACUAGUAAUGCCUGGCGAUCGGGACGCGAGUGUUAAGGAAAGCUUGCAUGCGUUUCAAGCACAUUAGAGGAAGCUCAAGUGUAUGUCCUUACAUUAUUUGUGUCUGUCUUAUAUUUCUUAUUUUGAUUAACGUAUGUAAUGAUGCACGUUGUUGGUCUCUAAUAGUCUGUGUGCUUGUUUGGGUGUGUGUUUGGCCUCUUGAGCGUAGAAAAGGAAUGUGACAGACCUACACCGGACGAACACAAACAAAUGAGUUUAUAUAGUGAAGUUCAUGAGUCUGUGCCAUCAAUACGUGGCUGAUUUAUGUGGUGCUAUUCACACUCCAUCAUAAUAAUGGCUAAAAAAAAAAUAAUGUCCACGAAAGUUAUUUUUUCCCCCUUAACCACUAUGUUGGACACACCCCUUAUUUGUUUUUUUGUUUUUUUUUUAAAUUAAAAAGUGAAAAACAAUGAAAAUGCCUGAAAUGCUUUAUACUCCAGAUCAAUUCCUGAAAAUAUCUUAAUAAAUACUACUCAAACUGGAAAUACUGGACAAAUGUCAUAAAGUAGUAGUAGUAGUAAAAAUAAUGUCAAGCCGUGUUCAAACUCACAAAGUACACACAAACCACACGAGUGCCGGUAUGACAUCUUACACUAGAGGGUGCAAUACCCGUGGUGGUCGGCAGGUCGCGCUGUAGAUCAACAGUUGAUGGGGCGCAGCUCAUUUGGCAAGUUCAAAAAUUUAUUUUCGGGAAGGAAAUGGGGGUCAUUAUUUGGCAAAUGAUCAGCUAUUAAAACCAACUGAAAUGGUCAUUAUUUGGCAAGUGUUCAGAGUUUAGGCUUUGUCUUGCGUUACGUGCCCCGCUGCCCCUCUGACUUGACAACGUCAUGGCCAGGGCCAACAAGAUGGCGCCGCGGAGCCGACGUGACCCCUCCACGCGCACGCGCACGCACACACACACACACACACACUCAAUUAUAAAUGAGCAUAAUUGGAAACCAGACACGCUGCACACAAACACCCGAUUAUUGUCAUCCACUUAAAUGAAGAAGCAGCAGGCGCCAAUUGCGACCUCAAUUAUAAAACCCACACACCCAAUAGACACUUAAUUAGGUACACUUGGAUAUUGGGCCUCCAAUGCUCAGCUUUGAUUGGUACUUAACCACAGCAGUACCUUGAUUAACAAGUGCCACGACUUACCAGUUUUCCCAAUUACGGUCCAUCACGUGGUUGAAAUUAUGAUGCGUGUGCUGUAAUGCCCUCGCAUCAGAUUAGGGUUUCAAAACAGCGUUAGGGUUUCAAAGUAGGGAUCCAAAAUAGGGUUGGGGUUUCAAAACAGGGUUGGGGUUUCAAAUUAGGGUUUCAAAACAGCUUUAGGGUUUUAAAGUAGGGUUUCAAAACGGGUUUAGUGUUUCAAAGAAGGGUUGAAAACAGAGUUAAGGUUUUAAAGUAGGGUUUCAAAACAGGUUUUGCAUUUCAAAGCAGGUUAAGGGUUUCAAACAAGGGUUAGGGUUUCAAAAAGUAGGGUUUCAAAACAGGUUUAGUGUUUCAAAGUAGGGUUGAAAUCAGGGUUAGGGUUUUAAAGGAGGGUUUCAAAACAGGUUUUGUAUUUCAAAUUAGGGUUCAAAACGGUAAGGAUUUUAAAUUAGGGUUUCAAACAAGGGGUAGGAUUUCAAAAAAAGGUUUAAUGUUAAAAUUAAGGUUUCAUAACAGGUUUAGUGUUUCAAAUUAGGGUUUCAAAACAGGUUUUGUAUUUCAAAGUAGGGUUUCAAAAUUAGGGUUCAAAACAAGGUAAGAGUUUCAAAGUAGGGUUUCAAACAAGGGUUAGGGUUUCAAAAUUGGUUUAUUGUUCAAAUUAUGGUUUCAAAACAGGUUUAGUGUUUCAAAUUAGGGUUUCAAAACAGACUUAGGGUUCCAAAUUGUAAAAAGAAACACAUAUUUUCUGGUCUUACUUGUUAUUUAAGGGUCAAACUAGUAAAUCUAUUUGGUGAAGUACUGAAUUCUCAGAUGUCGCACGGGAAAUGAAAUUGUUAUCUUACAAUUUUCUAAAUCACUCGAAAAUUCUGAAAACUGAAGAAAAAAAUUCUGACUUGUUUCCAUCAUUCUUCUGCCCUUCGGAGGUGUACAAUUAUGAUCAGCGAUUUCUGGACUGCGCCGAGACAAACGUCCUGCGGCGCGUGUUGCGUCACACCAACAUAAUGGAAUAGAAAGAAUCAGAGUCGUACACAUCUAUUUACUCAUGUCACAAAUUCUUUUACCGAAUUGUUUUACCGAGAAGUCUGUAAAUUAAGGUCUUGAAAAAGUAUGGAAUGUUGAAUUUUCAAAUAUGUAGGAAGCCUGUUUUGGAAACAGCGGGACUUUUGUUUUUGGGGGGGGGGUAUUUUGAUUCUUUUCGUCCACUCUUGGUUCUUUUCCCCCUUCCCGAACGAGACCUUCAGGUGCUCCUGUUGCGUGACCACGUCGAUUGUUGCAUGCGUGUGUACGCUAUGCUACUACGGACACCUAAACAUUACGUACUACAUGCAUUAUUCAUGUAUUUUCCAUAGUUUAUUUUUUUUUUAACCGCUUAUGUGCGUGCAAUCCACAAUUUAUUGCCUGUGACAGGCCACUUCAUUAGGGACACCUUCGCUGUUAAUGUGAACUUUCUUUUUUUUAUUAUUAUUAUUUUGUAUUUUUUACGUUUAUUAUUGCGUUUGCAGUUUGUAGUGGUCUACAAGUAUACAUGCUAUCGUUUAGUCUGCAGCCAAUUGUUUGGUGUGUGUGUUUGUGUGCAGAGAGGUAACAGGAGUGCGUUGGUAUACA